AUGGACGAGAAUGGUACCUCAAAUAAUGCACCCAAGAACAAGUGGAAACUGCCACUCUUAGUUUUCUUCAAAGAUGCAAGACUUGUUUUCAAGAUGGAUUCCCUUGCUAAGGAGAUACUAGGGAUUGCAUUCCCCGCUGCACUUGCUGUUACUGCUGAUCCCAUUGCUUCUCUGAUAGACACAGCAUUUAUAGGCCACUUGGGGCCCGUGGUACUUGCUGCAGCAGGAGUUUCUAUUGCUUUGUUUAACCAAGCUUCAACGAUUACCAUAUUCCCUCUGGUCAGUAUUACAACUUCCUUUGUGGCUGAAGAAGACACUAUUGACAAAAUCAAUACCUCAGCAGCGGAAAAGCAGAUUGCUGAAAACGUUAUGGCCAACUCGAACGAAGUAAUACCCGAUGAUCUAGAAAAAGUUGUUUCCAAAGAGAGUACUCAGACUCCAACAGAAUCUUUGGCUGCAAGUGCUGACACAAACGAGCUCAUGGCAACAAGUUUUGUAACUCAGAAUAUGGAAAGAGAUUGUAUCUUACAAAAUGAGAUAAAUAAUGGAGAUGAUGCCGAUACAAAUAUAUGCAAGUCUGGUAGUAGUAGUAAUAAGAGAGUGUCAAUAGCAGGAAAGAAGAAGCGACACAUUGCUUCAGCAUCGACAGCACUACUUUUUGGUACAAUACUUGGCCUCCUUCAAGCUGCAACCCUUAUAUUCGCAGCCAAACCUCUAUUAGGUGCGAUGGGUCUGAAACCUGGUUCUCCUAUGCUAAUCCCUGCUGUAAAGUACUUGAGAUUGAGAUCCUUAGGUGCUCCUGCAAUGCUUCUCUCCGUUGCCAUUCAAGGAAUCUUUCGAGGGUUCAAGGACACAACAACUCCUUUAUAUGUCAUUGUUUCCGGAUAUGCAUUGAAUGUGGCUUUGGAUCCAAUACUUAUUUUUUACUGCAAAUUGGGCAUUAGAGGUGCUGCCAUUUCGCACGUGCUUUCCCAGUACACGAUGGCGUUGGCUCUCUUGGUGAUAUUAAUGAAAAAAGUGUAUCUCCUACCUCCAAGCAUUAAGGAUUUACAGAUUUUCAAGUUUCUUAAAAACGGAGGUCUUUUGUUCGCGAGAGUAGUAGCAGUGACAUUCUGUGUCACCUUAGCAGCAUCAUUGGCAGCAAAGCUAGGCUCAAUUCCUAUGGCUGCAUUUCAAACCUGCCUACAGGUCUGGAUGACAACAUCUCUUAUUGUUGAUGGUUUGGCUGUUGCAGUUCAGACUAUUCUAGCUAGUUCCUUUGCUGAGAAAGACUAUAACAAGGUGGUUGCUGCUGCAACAAGGACACUGCAUAUGGGUUUUGUUUUAGGAGUGGGGCUAUCUCUUGUUGGAGUUGGAUUGUACUUUGGAGCUGGACUCUUCUCCAAAAGUGUUCUUGUUGUGCACAUUAUCAGAAUAGGCGUCCCGUUUGUUGCAGCUACACAACCAAUCAAUUCAUUAGCCUUCGUCUUAGAUGGUGUGAACUAUGGGGCCUCUGAUUUUGCUUACUCUGCUUACUCCUUGGUGAUGGUAUCAUUAGCAACUAUUGCUUCAUUAUUCCUUCUCUACGAGAGAAAAGGUUUCAUUGGGAUAUGGAUUGGACUAAGCAUCUAUAUGAUUCUUCGCAUGAUUGCUGGUGUAUGGAGGAUGGGAACAGGAACAGGACCUUGGCAUUUUAUCAGAGGCCGCUCAUUGUCUCGAUGA
Molecule: messenger RNA, 1701 nt
Organism: Gastrolobium bilobum
Lineage: Eukaryota; Viridiplantae; Streptophyta; Magnoliopsida; Fabales; Fabaceae
Product: protein DETOXIFICATION 43-like
Exons: 12
Coding region: 1-1701 (566 amino acids)
Biological process (GO): transmembrane transport
Cellular component (GO): membrane
Molecular function (GO): xenobiotic transmembrane transporter activity; citrate transmembrane transporter activity; antiporter activity
Source: RefSeq, a predicted model, not a curated record